AUGUCCUCAGAAUACUUACUUGCCGUCAAUCCAGACAAGCCUCUCUUCACCGAUGCAGAGCAGGAUACGGCAUCUGUUCCAAAGAACUGCUUCAUUCGUUCGUUUCUAUCUAGAAUCAAAACCCACCGUUUCAAAUACAUCGCACCCGGUCUUGAGGCGCCACACGACGCAUCACAAUUUGCAGCUCGCCAAAAAUUCACCGGAUUGCCUCGUGCUCGUGACAAAGAUCACAGCCGCACGGUACCUUUUAUCGAUGGAUCUGACUUUCAUGAAGAAAUCAAGCAAUUAUUUUUCGUCCUUGAUGAUCCGGUGCCAUACAGUGAUACCGAUCCUAUCCCAACGGGGCUUUUCAGUGAACCAGUGGACCAGGAGAUCCUGGAAAUUGCUGAAGACGGAUUUCGUCUCCUACCAUUCUAA
This is a messenger RNA of Talaromyces stipitatus ATCC 10500, 417 nucleotides long. RefSeq lists its product as uncharacterized. The coding region runs from base 1 to 417 and encodes 138 amino acids. NCBI's taxonomy places the organism in Eukaryota, Fungi, Ascomycota, Eurotiomycetes, Eurotiales, Trichocomaceae. The record is from RefSeq and is a predicted model, not a curated record. The transcript is spliced from 2 exons.